Molecule: messenger RNA, 1384 nt
Organism: Aspergillus novofumigatus IBT 16806
Lineage: Eukaryota; Fungi; Ascomycota; Eurotiomycetes; Eurotiales; Aspergillaceae
Product: ubiquinol--cytochrome-c reductase catalytic subunit CYT1
Exons: 5
Coding region: 1-960 (319 amino acids)
Biological process (GO): mitochondrial electron transport, ubiquinol to cytochrome c
Molecular function (GO): heme binding; electron transfer activity
Source: RefSeq, a predicted model, not a curated record
AUGCUGGCACGUACUGUUUUGCGCAGCGUGCCCUCCCGGGGUAUCGCCCGCCAGUCGUUGAGCAAGACCACUACGCGUGCGUCUUCCUCGACAGCCGGUGCCGAAGCCGCCAGUUCCCCCUUCCACCUCACACUCACUGCGUCCGUCGCAACCGCUGCCGCCAUCGGAUCCGCCGCUUGGUACUACAGCCUCUAUGGAAAGGAAGCUUUUGCUAUGACACCCGCUGAGGAGGGAUUGCAUCCUACCCAGUACCCCUGGGAGCACGCCAAGUGGAACAAGACCUUCGAUCACGCCGCUCUCCGCCGUGGUUUCCAGGUCUACCGUGAGGUCUGCGCCAGCUGCCACUCUCUUACCCGUGUGCCCUGGCGUUCGUUCGUUGGUGUCAUGCACACUGUCGACGAGAUGAAGGCCUUCGCCGAAGAGAACGAAUACGACACCGAGCCCAACGACCAAGGCGAGAUCGAGAAACGCCCCGGAAAGCUCUCUGACUACAUUCCCCCUCCCUACAAGAACGAGGAGGCCGCUCGUGCCGCCAACGGUGGUGCUCUGCCCCCUGAUCUCAGCUUGAUCGUCAAGGGUCGUCACGGUGGCUGCAACUACAUCUUCAGCCUUCUGACCGGUUACCCCGAUGAGCCCCCUGCUGGUGCUCAGGUCGCCGAGGGCAUGAACUUCAACCCUUACUUCCCCGGCACCGGUAUUGCCAUGGCCCGUGUCCUGUUCGAUGGUGUCGUUGAGUACGAGGAUGGCACCCCUGCCACCACCUCCCAGAUGGCCAAGGAUGUCACUGAGUUCCUCAACUGGGCUGCGGAGCCUGAGAUGGAUGACCGUAAGAAGAUGGGUGCCAAGGCCCUCGUCAUCCUGACCGGUCUGUUUGCCCUGACCGUCUGGGUCAAGCGUUACAAGUGGGCCCCCAUCAAGACGAGAAAGAUCGUGUACAGCCCUCCCGUUCCCCGGCGCUAGAAUGCUGCAGUGGACAUGUAUGAAAUACCAAAAGUGAAGGCAUAGAUGGCGAAUGGCGAGCCCAGAAAAUCGUCCGGUUCGGGUCGUCGGCAGUCCUUCAUACGUCGGUUUUUUGUCUAUGCUUCUACUGCAUGUUUGUUUGUUACAAGUUACUCAGGACUCCUGUAUCUGUACCCUAGAUAUUUCUUCUCCUUUUGAAAAUCUCGUUCGAAGAUCCAAAGAUGUCAAUUCAUUUUCCUUUGUCAUGUUAGAGCCUCUUUUCGUGCGCUUUGCGAGAUACAAAUUCUGCAAGAUAUAACCUGCGCAGUAUCCGAGUUUAGAUCUACCCUGUGGGCACGGAUGGCUUCGUGAACGGGUCAAGAUGUAUGUACUAGUCCAUGGAUUUGCUUUCGUCUAUCAAUUGCUAUAUAACAUAGUCGAACCU